Molecule: messenger RNA, 952 nt
Organism: Lactuca virosa
Lineage: Eukaryota; Viridiplantae; Streptophyta; Magnoliopsida; Asterales; Asteraceae
Source: the annotation of a GenBank genome assembly
GAGAUUAAAAAAGAAUCUACUCAGUCCUGCUUUCACUCAUUGAUUGUCUGAACCGCCUUCAUUUUUCUCUCUUUCUCAAAGAAUCCUCAUCUCUCUUCCCCGCACGCCAUCCACCACCCAAAACACUCAAAACACAUCCUCAAUCUGCAAAUUACUUUCAUCAAAAUCACUAACAAACCAAUAAAUCAUAUCUUAUAUUCCUAUUAACUAAAAAAAUGUCUUCACCGAGCAAGCGACGGGAGAUGGAUUUGAUGAAGCUGAUGAUGGGUGAUUAUAAAGUAGAUAUGAUCAAUGAUGGUAUGCAAGAGUUUUAUGUGCAGUUUCAUGGACCAAAAGACAGUCCUUAUGAUGGAGGUGUUUGGAGAAUAAGGGUGGAGCUUCCGGAUGCAUAUCCAUACAAAUCUCCUUCAAUUGGUUUCAUCAACAAAAUCUACCAUCCAAAUGUGGAUGAAAUGUCGGGAUCGGUUUGUUUAGAUGUUAUUAAUCAGACAUGGAGCCCGAUGUUUGAUCUUGUGAACGUGUUUGAAGUUUUUCUUCCUCAGCUUCUUUUGUACCCGAAUCCAUCUGAUCCCUUAAAUGGAGAUGCUGCAGCACUAAUGAUGCGAGACAGAACUGCAUAUGAACAAAAAGUUAAAGAGUACUGUGAGAGAUAUGCAAAGCCAGAGGAUGCUGGAGCUGUGCCUGAAGAGCAAUCGAGUGAUGAGGAACUGAGUGAAGCUGAAUACGCGUCUAGUGAUGAAGAAGUAGCUGGAAAAGCCGACCCUUGAAUGCAUUUGUAUCAUGUUCAUGUUCCUAUGUACAUCGUAACUAGUCUUUUUAAGUUUUAAAAAAAAAAAAAACAUUUAGCCCUCUAAAGGGCAAUUUGCUGGAAUAAUUCUUGUAAAAACUUGUGUCUUUUGUAACAUUUGUUGUUUAUAUUUGAUUAAUUCUAAAGUUUCUGUGUCAGAUGCUA